CUAUUUAAUACCCUCUCCUCUCCCCUCCCGACUCCAUACCCAUCUCAUCCCUCUGUUGAGCGCCUCAGACCCUUUCCGACCUUUAGCUGCACUGCUUUAGCUGCUGCCUCCUUAAGGAUCCCUGCAAGAAAGAGGAGGAAAAAGUAAAGAGGAGGUAGUAAGGACAUAUCGAGAAAGAAAGGAAGAAAGGAAGAGCGGGGAGUGGUCAAAGACGAUGAUGGGAAAGGAUGAUUUAGGUCUGAGUCUCAGCCUGAGCUCCUCCAGUCAUCAUCAUCGGCAUUUGCCUCUUCAGCUCAACCUCAUGCCUUCCUCUUCUGCUUCCGGCCGUCCGCCAUCGCCACCCUUCCCUUGCCACCAGACGACCCAGUGGGCUGGUCUCCUUGCUGACUCAGCAGAUAAGAGACCGGUUUUGGAGGUGUGCGGAGGAGCAGUGGACGCACGGUCGCUGCCCCUGCUCCGAGGGAUCGACGUGAACCGGGCGCCAUCGUCGGGCGCCGUGGAGAGGGACAGCGAAGAGGAUGCGGGGGCGUCGUCCCCCAACAGCACGCUCUCGAGCGUGAGCGGCAAGCGGGCGGAGCGCGACACCCACCUGGGCGACGAGCACGACCCCGACCGCGGGAUCAGCGACGAGGACGACGGAGAUGGCUCCCGCAAGAAGCUCCGCCUCUCCAAGGACCAGUCCGCCAUCCUCGAGGAGAGCUUCAAGGAGCACAACACCCUCAACCCCAAGCAAAAGCUGGCGUUGGCCAAACAACUCAACCUGAGGCCAAGGCAAGUGGAAGUGUGGUUUCAGAACCGAAGAGCAAGGACGAAGUUGAAGCAAACAGAGGUGGACUGCGAGUUCCUGCGAAGGUGCUGCGAGACCCUCACGGAAGAGAACAGGAGACUGCAGAAGGAAGUGCAAGAGCUGAGAGCUCUGAAGCUGUCGCCUCAGUUCUACAUGCACAUGACUCCUCCCACCACGCUGACCAUGUGCCCUUCCUGCGAGCGCGUCUCCAACUCCACCGCGUCCACGACGACCACCAUCACCACAACCUCAACCUCGUCACCGUUUGCCAACGCACCGGCGCAGCCGAUGCCGGAACACCAUCAGUUCCUCCACCACCGCACGAUCCCGGGCCCAUGGGCGCCGAUCCCGCUCCGGCCAUUCCUCGAUGCCCCUCCGCAGCGCUCGUAACUGAGCUCUCGUCAACCAUAUCACCCACACCACCAUCACCAUGACCAUGGGCUCUGGGUUCUUGCAAGAUAUGGGAUGCUACUGUUGCUGUCAGCACACGAUGAGUGCUGUGCUGUGAUGGUGAUGGUUGGGUGGGUGAUCGAUAGGAGAAUCCUGUCAGCUUUUCUUUUAUGACAGGCAUUCCUCAACUCAGAUUAUAUUCAAAGCCUAGUACUGGAUCCGGAUUACUUUUGUUUUCCUCCUAUGACUUGGUGGUGUUAAGUGUUCCGAUAGAUCUCGUUCUAAAACUGUUCUUUCUUUGGUCUGAAAUCAAGAACAUGCCUUCAUCUGAAACCAUCAAGAAAUAAACGUCAGAUUCCAUGCUGUGUCUCAGCUGGUAAUUAAGGCA
Messenger RNA from Musa acuminata AAA Group (dessert banana), 1565 nucleotides. Its product is annotated as homeobox-leucine zipper protein HAT4. Gene Ontology annotation, cellular component: nucleus. Lineage: Eukaryota; Viridiplantae; Streptophyta; Magnoliopsida; Zingiberales; Musaceae. Gene Ontology annotation, biological process: regulation of DNA-templated transcription. The transcript has 4 exons. The record is from RefSeq and is a predicted model, not a curated record. The coding region runs from base 215 to 1177 and encodes 320 amino acids. Gene Ontology annotation, molecular function: DNA-binding transcription factor activity, RNA polymerase II-specific; sequence-specific DNA binding.